AUGGAGAGUUUGCCUCUAGUAAAUUAUAAUAUUCUUGAAGGUGUUGCUUCUGGGGCGUUUGCAAAAGUUUAUUUUGGGCAGCAUAAGCAAACAGAUGCAAAAGUUGCAAUUAAAAAAAUAGAUAAACGAGCCAAUAAUAGCGAUGGUAAGCAAUUGCUUCGAAUUCAGCGCGAAAUUGAGCUAAUGGAAAGGGCAAGGCAUCCAUUAAUAUCAGAUCUAUAUGAGGUCAUUGAAACAGAAGAUUAUAUUUACAUUAUUAUGGAAUGCGCACCAAAUGGAACUCUUUUUACUCGUUUAAAUGACUCCGGUCCUCUAGGCGAAGACCAAUCAUCUAAUUUAUUUGCGCAAAUUUUGGUUGUAAUGAAUUUCCUUCAUAAUCAAUGCAAAAUUGCUCAUAGAGAUAUCAAAGCAGAAAACAUUUUAUUUGACAAAAAUCAAAAUAUCAGAAUCAUCGAUUUUGGCCUAGGUAAUACGCCCAUAAACGAUUCAAAUUUGAUGAAUACUCAAUGCGGCUCGCCAGCAUAUGCUGCUCCGGAAAUGAUUCUCGGUCAUGAGUAUACAUUUUCAUGUGAUAUAUGGAGCUGUGGUAUUGUACUUUAUGCAAUGGUAUGUGGAUAUCUUCCUUUUGAAGACUCUUCUUUAUCUCGAUUAGCACAAAAAAUAGUUUUUAAGGAUAUAGAAUAUCCCAGUAAACUAUCUCCUAAUUGUAUUGACCUCCUAAAAAGAUUAUUAACUAAAAAUCCAUUGCAAAGGAUUACUUUGGAAGAAGCAAUGAAUCACCCUUGGGUAAUUUCCAAUGUAAGAUAUAUCGAAAAGAAGCUCAUGGACUUCAAAUAUGACUUCGAGUUAAUUGGAAAUUUAAUGACUGCAAUGGGAUCUUCAAUCGAAGAUGCUCAAAAAGAUUUAGAAUCACAUAUUACAAACCAAGGAACAACUCUUUUAACAAUUUUAAAGAGGGAGUAUAUGAAUUCAAAUCUUGGUUCACUAGCAAUGAAGGUUUCAUUUGGUGAUUUAAGGAAGAAUACUUCUCCAAAUGCGUUGCCAAAACUAAAUGUUCAAGAUAAAAUCAAACAUGAAAGGAGGAAAAGUGUUCAUUAUAACAUUUGCACUUCACCGCUAUAUAAUAGUCUCAAAAGAAAACUUCCAGGAGCUAUUGUUAAAUAA
Messenger RNA from Trichomonas vaginalis G3, 1164 nucleotides. RefSeq names its product protein serine/threonine kinase protein. Bases 1 to 1164 code for a protein of 387 amino acids. Gene Ontology annotation, molecular function: ATP binding; protein serine/threonine kinase activity. The transcript has a single exon. Gene Ontology annotation, cellular component: cytoplasm. NCBI's taxonomy places the organism in Eukaryota, Parabasalia, Trichomonadida, Trichomonadidae. Gene Ontology annotation, biological process: intracellular signal transduction; protein phosphorylation. The record is from RefSeq and is a predicted model, not a curated record.